ACCUUUAUAAAACCGUAAAAUUAACUUCCGCAGUAAAAAUUUUCUUGCACUUAACAAUGUCUAAUAACACUGAACUUAUUAAUAAUUCAAAUGAGUGUAAUUGGAUAGAAGAAGCAAUUUCUAAAAAACUUAUUAAAUUUUAUGAAUUUAGCCAAUUUUAUAAUCUUCAAGAAAUUGGUUCUGGAGGCUUCGGAAAAGUUUAUCGUGCAGAUUGGAAGGAUUCUCAUAAAUGUUGUGCACUUAAAUAUUUUUAUAAUUUAAAUGAUGCUGCAAUUAAAGCAAUUGUUCGUGAGAUUCAACAUCAUCGUGAAGUUGACUUUUAUGAUAAUGUUAUCCGUUUUUAUGGCGUAACAACUUUCAAAAAUCAAAUCAAAGAAUAUUCGUUGGUAAUAGAGUAUGCUGACGGUGGAACACUUAGAGAUUAUUUAAAAGAAAAUUUCGAAAAUCUUACUUGGAAAGAUAAAUUUAGUCUUGCAUUUCAACUGGUUUGUGCAGUAUCAUGCUUACAUGGUGAAGGAAUCGUGCACCGUGAUUUGCACUCAAAUAAUAUAUUAGUUCAUCAGAAUACUGUUAAGUUGGCCGAUUUUGGACUUUCUAAAAGGAUUGAAGAAUCAUCCAGCCUUCAAUCAAAAGUAUUUGGAAUGAUUGCUUAUGUUGAUCCAAAAAUAUUCAAUAGAAAAAGAAAUAGUUACAAUAACCAGCAAAAAGUAUACUCAUUAAAUGAGAAGAGUGAUGUUUACAGUAUUGGUAUACUCUUAUGGGAAAUUUCUAGUGGGCGACCACCUUUUUGUAAUGAAUUGAACGAUCUCGGUUUGGCCAUGGAAAUUUUACAAGGUCUUAGAGAGACACCCAUUCCUGAUACACCUGAAGAAUAUAUAAAAAUUUAUACUGAUUGUUGGAAUACUGAACCUGAUAAUCGUCCAUUUAUCAACCAAGUGUUUGAUAAAUUAAAAGAAAUUAUAAAAAAAGAAAAUAUAAUUAUCAAAGACUUUCAUUUAUUUAAUGAUAAUAAAAUUACACAAUCAUCUAAUCAUCAGCAGCCAAUUUUAGAUGGUGAAAUUUCUAAAAAUAUUGAUUCAUUACCUGGAGAUUUGUCUCAAGUUAUUCAAAACUUCAAUACGAUGAAUACAAAAGAAAUAGAAUCUUCGAUGUCAUCAAGUAACCAAUUUGAGAUUAACUUUGAUACAAUAGUUAAUGAUAUGAUUAAUAUUAAUUUUGAUAAUAUUGAAAAUUUAAUAAUUUAUUAUUAAAUAAUCAAAAUGAUUCGAAUUCUCUUGCCUUACUU
Messenger RNA from Rhizophagus irregularis DAOM 181602=DAOM 197198, 1285 nucleotides. Lineage: Eukaryota; Fungi; Glomeromycota; Glomeromycetes; Glomerales; Glomeraceae. The record is from RefSeq and is a predicted model, not a curated record.